ACUCGGUCGAGGUAGCUGAGAGGAAUUUCGUGGGGAGGGAACGGGCGAGCGAGCAGCUAGCACUGCUGGAGCAGGCCGGGCCAACGAGGAAAUGCAUCAUUUUGAAGAGGAACUAACAUGUUCUAUUUGCUAUAGUAUAUUUGAUGACCCCCGUGUACUGCCAUGUUCACAUACAUUUUGUAGAAACUGUUUGGAGAGUGUUCUUCAGUUGUCAAGCAACUUUUCCAUAUGGAGACCAUUAAGACUUCCACUGAAGUGUCCCAACUGUAGAAGUAUUGUUGAAAUUCCUCCAACUGGUACAGACGCUUUGCCUGUAAACUUUGCAUUAAAAGCUAUCAUUGAAAAGUAUCAGCAAGAGGAUCAUCCAGAUGUUGCUACAUGUAGUGAACAUUAUAGACAGCCACUAAAUGUUUACUGUCUUCUAGACAAAAAAUUAGUAUGCGGCCAUUGUCUUACAAUAGGAAAACACCAUGGCCAUCCCAUAGAUGACCUUCAGAGUGCCUACAUGAAAGAAAAGGCAACUCCUGGCAAACUCCUUGAGCAAUUGACAGAUAAACACUGGAGUGAAAUAUGUUUGCUUAUUGAAAAUCUGGAGACACAGAAAGCUCAAUGUGAGAAUAUUAUUCAGGAGGAUAAAAAAACUGUGUUGCAGUAUUUUAAGAGACUGAAUGAUGCACUUGAUCAUAAAAAACAAGCUUUGCUUGCAGCUCUGGAUGAAGUGAACAUACAGAUAGUGGCAGAAUAUGAACCUCUCAUUGAAAAGAUGAAGGGAAUACGAGAAGAGCAACUUGAACUAAUGUCGCUGAAUACAUCUGUUCAGGAAGAGGAGUCUCCUCUUAUUUUUCUGGAAAAGGUUGAAGAUAUCCGUCAGCGCGUUAAAGCUUUGAGGCAAAAACCAUUACCAAAUAUUAAGCCGGUUGAAGUCUACCCUCGAAUAGGACAGGUGCUGAAAGAUGUGUGGACCAAAAAUGAAAUUAGUCAGAUCAACAAGAUUCUUAUUCCCAAAAUAAAGCUGAUUUCAAAAAGAAAAGUAUGCAGCCAUGGCUGUGAAAAGAAUAAACAAUCUAAAGAAUUUUUCUGGCCCUUAAGCCCUCUGUCAGUUAUGCUAUUUUUUUUUGUUCUGGCUGUUGUCUUCUUUAACCAGCAUUUAUUGUCAUUUGUAAAUGAGACUGCCUUUCCGUAUUUUGUGGGUGCCUUGCAAAUAGUUUAUCAAGACCUAAGUAAGAGGUUGAAGAUAGUGGUGGAAACUUUGUGGCAUACUUCAAAUCUUCUACUUGAAUAUCUAUGUAGAAUAGUUCCUUCGAUGUGAAUAUUUCAAAUAGCAACUUUUGCUGUGUUAAGAACAAUAUAAAGCCCCUUAUGGAUUAUUUUAAUUUUUUUAACCCUUUUUUUAGCUUGAUGCUUAAACAUAAUAUGGUAGCAAUUAAACACUAAUAGAGUCAACUAUGAAGUUAUCACAGUAUUGCAAACAGAAAUACCAGCAACGAUGUUUAGUUAUUGGGAUGAAUAUUGUAUUAAAAAAGAACCAAUUCUUUGGAAUUUCUAGUCUUGAAAUGUGUGCACAGGCUACCUCUCACUAAUAUGCCUAUAAAUGGAGAUUAGAUGUCCCAUAAAGGCAGGUUGGUAGUCAAGGCAGACUUUGGCUUGACUGGAUAUCUACUGCUAAUAUAGCAUGUACUGUCCUUUCUAACCUUCACAAUUUUCAUAGUCAACAUUUCUUACUAAAUAUCUUUUUUAUGCACAAAGAGCUAGCCAUGUUAGCGAACAUAGAUAUCCUAUGGGAAAAUCUAUUUUAAUUUUUUUCUAUCUGCUAGUUAAGACAGCUAACAGCUAUUAUCAAGUACAAAUAAAAAGAAUGGUCAUUGGUAUUGAAAUAAAUAUAGUCAUGUUUGACUAACCCCAGCAUUGCUUUCAUAGGCCCAGUUCAACCUGGUGCAGAGUGUUUGAAAUCUAAACCAGGUUGUAGCUAGUUACUCAACUGCCAACCAUACCACAUAUCAUUUUUAGCAAUUGAAUGAUGGGCAACUUCACAUGAAUAUAUUCCCAAUGGAGCAGUUCUUAUGGGAUUUGUCCAUCAUGCAGGUGUUUAUCUGUUGUCUGACUUACAUCUGUCAUCUACUUCUUAAGGAUUAUGGGGUCACUUUAUUCUAGUGUAUUCAUCCUUUUAAUUCUUAAAAUUUGUAAUGAAGAUAUUUUUUCCCAGGUUGUGGGAAUUCAGAAUUUGUACUUUUCAGUGUCCUAAAUAUUUUAAUCUUCAUCUCGGAUAACUAUUUACCAUUAUUUUAAAACUAUUU
Molecule: messenger RNA, 2294 nt
Organism: Elgaria multicarinata webbii
Lineage: Eukaryota; Metazoa; Chordata; Lepidosauria; Squamata; Anguidae
Gene: TRIM59
Product: tripartite motif containing 59
Exons: 2
Coding region: 92-1309 (405 amino acids)
Biological process (GO): innate immune response; negative regulation of canonical NF-kappaB signal transduction
Molecular function (GO): zinc ion binding; ubiquitin protein ligase activity
Source: RefSeq, a predicted model, not a curated record